GUUUGACUAAAGAACACGGAGGAAACGUGUAAAGACUUAAUGAAUCAAAAAGUAAAUCGCUAGCAUAACCUUUCGCCUCAACCAAUAUGCAUUGCAAUGAGAUGAUAAUAAGGGCGUUGGUAGAAUACCCAAAUCCAUAAAGCGAUCAGUUGCAGCUUUGGUGUUGACUCAGUCGGAAGUUUUGCUAGUGCAAUCACACAAUUAUUUUGGAAAAAUAUUAAAAACUUAUACGACUUACAGCAAUGAGUUUGGAAGUGGAUAUGAGUCUGUUCGACAUUUUUAGGAUAUCUUGCCAAUUUAUACGCCAUAAGAUCGAGCAAUACUCUCGUGGCACCAGCACGACGACUAUUAUUAAUACGCAGUUUGGACAAGUGCGGGGCAGACAACGUAUCACCCUCCAUAAUGAUCAGGAAUUGUACUUUGCCUUCGAAGGAAUCCCCUUUGCCAAGCCCCCAUUAGGAGAUCUGCGGUUCCGCGCUCCACAACCACCAGAAUGCUGGGAGGGUGUCAGAGAUUGCACUUAUCCACGCUCAAAACCGACGCAGAUGUAUUGUAUAUUAAAUAUUGCACAUGGCUCUGAAGAUUGUCUUCAUCUCAAUGUGUACACUAAGAAGCUAUCGUCUGAGAAGCCUCUGCCAGUAAUGGUUUGGAUUUAUAGUGGAGGAUUUCAGGUGGGCGAAGCUUCUAAAGAUAUGCACGGUCCGGAUUAUUUUAUGCAAAAAGACAUUGUCUUGGUUACAUUUAACCACAGGUUGGGAGCCUUAGGUUUCCUCAGCCUAUCGGAUCCCGAUUUGAAUGUACCAGGCAAUGCCGGACUUAAGGAUCAAGUGAUGGCUCUUCGUUGGAUACACAAGAAUAUUAUCAACUUCAAUGGCGAUUCAAACAACAUUACGCUAAUGGGCAUGAGCUCGGGUGCUGCCUCAGUGCAAAUUAUGAUGACUACGGAACAGACACGAGGCCUCUUUCACAAGGCAAUCCUGAUGUCCGGUUCAUCAUUGUGCCACUGGGCCAACGAUAUGAAGUACAACUGGCCAUAUAGACUUGCCUGUUACCUUGGCUAUAAGGGCACCAACAAUGACAAAAACGUCUUGCACUUCUUGCAGGGUGCUUCAAGUACACAAUUAGCCAGAUGCAAUGCCAUCUUGAGCCAGGAAGAGAAACGAGACUACCUUCUAUUUCCAUUUGUGCCGACUGUAGAGUCAUAUAUCACUGAAGGGUGUGUGAUAUCAGAGCCCAAUGUGAAUACACUUUCAAAGGCCUGGGGCAAUGAAAUUCCCGUUAUCAUUGGCAGCACCUCAUUUGAGGGCUUGUUCUCUUAUCAGUAUGUUAAGCGAGAUUACACGCACUUUUUGUCAGAUUUCAAGACUAUGAUACCUCGAGAGGUAAGGGAAACCUGCAACCAAGAGCAAUUAGAGGAUCAUAUCAAGCAACUCAAACUGCAUAGCUUUAAGGAUGCUUCGCGGGAUUGCAUGGAAUUCAACGAAUGCCUGGAAUUGCUUUCCAUGAAGCACUUUAGACAUGCAGUUCAUCGUACUGCGCUCGCUAGAUUGGCCUAUGCUCCCAGAAUGCCAACUUACCUUUAUCGCUUUGACUUUGAUUCACCUACGUUCAAUUUUUUUCGGCUUCUUCUCUGUGGUCCCGAUCAGAGAGGUGCUGCACAUGCCGAUGAUUUCUUCUAUAUGUUCUACGGUGUUCCAGCAUUCAAAGUGAAUUACACCUCUCCAGAAUACCAAACCAUCGAACAUAUUAUCAAUAUGUGGACUACGUUUUCAACACAUGGAAAUCCCAAUUAUGGUCAGACUGCGCCAAUCACUUGGGAGCCUCUUAAGCCAUAUGUUCCUCAGAUGUGCCUAAAUAUUGGUAGGCGCUUAGAGUUUAUUGAGCUACCUGAAGCAAAGGAAUUGAAGCUAUGGGACAGCUUCUAUGACAAUAUAAAUUUGUUCUGAGCCUCAUGAGAAUGGGUGACAAUAGUUAACAGUUGUUCAUUUUCUGGAAAUCUUUCAAAUAAAGAACUGCAAUGGAUCACAGCUUAUUUUAACCACCACCAACCGGACUCUGUAUACUGGCCAAACUAAAAGAGGUAUUGAAUUUAUUUAAUCGCACGAUUUUAGUUUAAUGUUCAAUCAUAAAAGAUAUUCUUCCAUUUAUUUUCUAAACUUUUGUUUACUAUAUAAAAUUCUUGAAAAUAAUGGAUCUUUAUUAAUCUAUUGCCUUGUGUAUAGUAUUUUCAAUGCUUAGACUAUAGUUAAAAGUUGUUUAUUUUAUGCAAAUCUUGCAAAUAAAGACGCUGCCUAUUUUCUUUGUAAAGCGUCACAGAUGACGCACAACUUCAUAUAAAAAAAGACCUAUCAAAAAUUGAUGUCAAAUCAGCUGUUUCACAGAUGGCAAAGUGAACACAAACCUAAACAUGGAUAAUUUAAAACAAUUAAAUAUAAAUCGUGUUAGGCAUUUUCUCGUAAAGAAAAAUAACAAUAAUGGAAACUGUGGAACCGCAGAAAUUCAUUUGGAAUUUAAAAUAAAAAAUAUUACAACCAAGUUACAAUAAUAUGAACAUACUUACUAUGUGCUUGGGAAACUGUUACCAUAAAAAUAGAGAAUGAAUGUAAUUUCAUCUGAUUUUAUACCCAAAAUGACUUUAUACAUAGUUUGCAGGGUUUACUGUGGCUACAUGUUAGCCAUGAACUCAUCUGCCGGUUCUUCUCAUCAUUAGAAAGACUUCUCCUUAGUUUAAUAUAACUCAAUACAGCAACACAAAAAUCAAAGAAUCAAAAUCAGUUACUUUUUGCAUAAAACUGGACAUUAGUAUGUACUUAUGAAAAAGUUCCUCACUGACAACAAAUGAACAAGCUGCUACCCGACUUGUGAGCGAAGAGAAUUAUGCUGCUUGCAUCUCUAAACGAAAAUAAGAAACGUACUAAGGAUUGAACAAGUAUUUAAUUUACAGGCUAUGUCUUUAAAGAUCUUCAAAGUCCAGUAAUGUAAUACAUGAGAUGUAAGUGAUAACCACUUCGCAACUGUUGAUGCAAUUAUGUUAUUACCAAUUUUGAGUCUUUGGAGUCUUCGUGACACUGUACAAUUGAUAAAUCAGCCAGAGGAGGCUGGGAAUAUGAUAUGAUAUGAUGAUCAUCAAUAAUUAUGGUGGCAACAAAUUUGUGAAAUCCACAUAAAUACAUUUCUCUCAUGAAGGCAGUAAUUUUGUUAAACUAAUGCUUCACCAAAUACUAAUUACAUUUUAUGAGAUGUACAUUAAAUCUGUACGUGCUUUAACAAUUAUUAAACACGUGCCUACCAUUAAUAAUAAUAAUAAUAAUCAACUUAUUGAACGGACCGAUUCCUUAAAUCUUUCUCGACCACUGACUUAGCAGCGCAAGUUUGAAACAAAAUUCAUUAUUCAUUAAAAAAAUAUUUAAUGCAUUCUUUUUUCUUCGUCAAUUAAAUGAAAUUAAAUGCAGAUGUGCAAGGUCCAUCAGGCUCAGUUUGGAAAAUGAGAAUCAUGCAUAGCACUAAUAGACUAAAUAAAAUAAAACUCGCUUGCUUUUAUCUUAUCAUUUCACUUCUUUAUGAAGACUCUUUUAUUGUUAGCAAGUGAUAACAAAAUAUUCAAAAUGCAGAAUCACUAUUGCCUCAACGGAGUGUAAACUGCAAUUAUACUUAUCUAAGGUCUUAACUUGGAUUCUAUAUUAACUCCACUCUUGCCUGCUCGAACAAUUUAUCGUAGAACUGUAGAUUCUCUAGCUCGGGCUGUGGGAAACAGUCUAAUUUGUCACUGAUAUUUAGACACAUUCUUUGUCCCUCUUUUGAUACAAUCGGCUUCCAUUCUACUUGAGGUUUGGUGAGCAAUGCAUUUGGAUUCGAGCGACGCGCAAACUCAGUGAACAUGGCAA
This is a messenger RNA of Drosophila nasuta, 3884 nucleotides long. Its product is annotated as esterase B1-like. The record is from RefSeq and is a predicted model, not a curated record. Lineage: Eukaryota; Metazoa; Arthropoda; Insecta; Diptera; Drosophilidae.